AUGCAACCAAAUCGGAUCGAAAGCAAGCAUGGCGAGAGCAGAUGCUUAGUUGACCGAGAUGGGAGUGCACGAGGUCUGGACGAGACCGUUGUUGGCAGAGCCCUGGCAGCAGACGGCGGUGUUCUUGCAGGUGUUCUGGACAGCGACGGCGACACCGAGGACACCGACGGGGAUCUGCUGGCAGUCAAGACCGAUGGCACCGUCAAGAACCUCGUUGAAGGCGAGACCGAGACCGGCAAGGGCGUCCUGGGCCUGCUUGCCCUGCUUCUACUCGUGUCCAAUUUUGGUAGAGAAGGAAGAAAGUAUAGACAGUCAGAUCGCUGA
Messenger RNA from Pseudozyma hubeiensis SY62, 324 nucleotides. RefSeq lists its product as hypothetical. The transcript has a single exon. Lineage: Eukaryota; Fungi; Basidiomycota; Ustilaginomycetes; Ustilaginales; Ustilaginaceae. The record is from RefSeq and is a predicted model, not a curated record. The coding region runs from base 1 to 324 and encodes 107 amino acids.